This is a messenger RNA of Closterium sp. Naga37s-1, 600 nucleotides long. Lineage: Eukaryota; Viridiplantae; Streptophyta; Zygnematophyceae; Desmidiales; Closteriaceae. The record is from the annotation of a GenBank genome assembly.
AUGAUCUGUUCUCUCCUUCCCAUCUCCCCCCAUUCUGUCUUUCCCCAACGCACACACUUCAGUGUACCACACUUCCUCAAGCUUCUGAAGGAUGCGGGUCUAGGGUCCCUGCCUGGAACAGCUGCUGAGGUCUUGGACGACUCGGUGCGAGCCGUGCUGUGCCCAGAUAAGAUCUCAACCGUCCAAUGGAGGGAGGUGAUUGAGGCCGCUCAUGCUGCCGGCCUCCCCACCACCUCCACCAUCAUGUUCGGCCACGUGGACCAUCCCAUCCACUGGGCACGGCACCUGCUGCUGCUGCGGUCCAUUCAGGAGCGGACAGGUGGCAUCACCGAAUUCGUCCCCCUACCAUUCGUGCACAUGCAGGCGCCUGUGUAUCUCAAGGGCAGGAGCAGGCGAGGCCCCACCUUCAGAGAGUGUGUGCUGAUGCAUGCUGUGGGGCGGCUGGUGCUGCAUCCACUCAUCACCAACAUCCAGGCCUCAUGGGUGAAGAUGGGAUUGGAGGGCGUUUCUUGUCUGCUAGCGGCUGGGUGCAAUGACGUGGGCGGCACACUGAUGAAUGAGAGCAUCACACGGGCGGCUGGAGCAGUACAUGGUGCGUGA